Molecule: messenger RNA, 507 nt
Organism: Penicillium argentinense
Lineage: Eukaryota; Fungi; Ascomycota; Eurotiomycetes; Eurotiales; Aspergillaceae
Exons: 1
Coding region: 1-507 (168 amino acids)
Source: RefSeq, a predicted model, not a curated record
AUGCCUCCGCCCUCUUCCACCCAUCCAACAGCCACUCCAAAGCGAGACGUGCCCUGCUGCAGCGACACCGAUUUCAUGGUCAGCCAGCUCGCCGCCCUCGCUGCAAGUGUCGGCCGAUCGUCUGCCACUACAACGUUGCGGUCCAAGCGAUCGUCUUCACGGUCCCUCGUGACAACGACCACCACGCAAUCCACCACCAUCGGAAAUGCCGCCGACACGCAACUGGUGGAAGAAGAGUCAUUCCACUACUUGCACAGUCUGAUCACCGUCUCCUGUACACCGCCGCCUCCACCAGGUCACCUGUCACGGCCCUCGACCACUGACGAGCCGGAGACGUCGUCAUCAGGUCGCAAACGCGCAUCGUCGAGUUUGAGCCUUCGCCUCGGCGACCUAUCGGGACUUUCUUUUCCAACCAAGUUAUCACGGAAGCCCUGUCCUCGCUAUACUACCCUGCCGCCAAGAUACUCGCCCAAGCGCAUUGCAGUCCGGCCAGAGGUACGCUUUUGA